AUGUCCAAGAGAGCUGCGGACUCCGAUGAGCAGCCGGCUGCCCUCAAGGCCGGCGAGCGCCCUAUCGCUGAUGCCAUCCCAGACGAGGCGGGGGAGUUCGAGGACGAGUUCGAGGAUGAAUUCGAGAGCGAGGACGAGAUUUUGGAGGCCGGUGUCGACGGUCGUCCUGACGCAGAGCGUGAGGAGGAAGAGAGAGAGGCAAUGGAUGUCGACAAGCAGACUUUCAUUCCUGGUCGGACAAAAUUGGCACCCGGCGAGACACUUUCUCCCGACCCGUCUACUUACGACAUGCUUCACACCCUCAGCACUCCCUGGCCGUGCCUUUCCUUCGAUAUUGUGCGCGAUUCGCUCGGCGACAACCGCAAGACUUUCCCCGCAACGGUGUACGCCGUCGCCGGUACCCAGACGGAGGGCACAAAAGCCAAGGACAACGAGCUGAUGGUGCUCAAGAUGAGCGGAUUGAGCAAGAUGGAGCGUGAAAAUGAGGACGAGGACGAUGAAUCGGACUCGGACGACGACGACAUGGGGGAGCCCAUCCUUGAACACAAGUCGAUCCCGCUGGGCUCAACAACGAACCGCAUUCGCAGCCACCAGACGCCUUCGCAGUCUGCGGAUUACUCUAAGCCCCCGCAAACACUCACGGCUACCAUGCUCGAGAACUCGCAAGUUCUUAUCCACGACGUUACCGCGCACCUUUCCAGCUUCGACGUUCCCGGCACUGUUCUCCCUCCCUCUGCUUCCAAACCUCUUUCUACCCUUCGCAUGCAUAAGUCGGAAGGUUACGCUCUGGAUUGGUCUCCCCUUCAACCACUCGGCAAGCUCUUGACCGGUGACAAUGACGGUCUCAUCUACGCAACCACUCGCACGGAAGGUGGCGGCUGGGUGACUGACAAUAGGCCAUUCACCGGCCACCACUCUUCCGUGGAGGAGCUCCAGUGGUCUCCCAACGAGAAGAAUGUGUUCGCUUCCGCGAGCAGCGACGGCAGUGUGAAGGUGUGGGAUGUGCGGUCCAAGUCUCGUAAGCCCGCCGUGGACGUCCAGAUCUCCAAGACCGACGUCAACGUCAUGAGCUGGGCCAAGCAGACCUUCCAUCUGCUGGCGACCGGUGCCGACGACGGACAGUGGGCCGUUUGGGACUUGCGACACUGGAAGCCGAACAACGCGGGCCAGAUCAGCGCGUCGCCCGUUGCUUCCUUCGAUUUCCAUAAGGAGCCCAUCACCAGUAUCGAGUGGCACCCAACCGACGACAGUGUUGUUGCUGUCGGUUCGGCCGACAAUACCGUCACCCUGUGGGAUCUGGCGGUCGAGCUGGACGAUGAGGAGAGCCGACAGGCGGGCAUGGCGGACAUCCCGCCGCAGCUGCUGUUCGUGCACUAUAUGGAGGAUGUCAAGGAAGUGCACUGGCAAGCCCAGAUGCCGGGCACGCUGAUGGCGACCGGUGGUAGUGGAUUCAGUGUCUUCAAGACCAUCAGUGUCUAA
Messenger RNA from Penicillium cinerascens, 1479 nucleotides. RefSeq names its product ribosome biosynthesis protein RRB1. The record is from RefSeq and is a predicted model, not a curated record. Bases 1 to 1479 code for a protein of 492 amino acids. The transcript is spliced from 3 exons. Lineage: Eukaryota; Fungi; Ascomycota; Eurotiomycetes; Eurotiales; Aspergillaceae. Gene Ontology annotation, molecular function: protein binding.